Molecule: messenger RNA, 2788 nt
Organism: Sitodiplosis mosellana (orange wheat blossom midge)
Lineage: Eukaryota; Metazoa; Arthropoda; Insecta; Diptera; Cecidomyiidae
Gene: cactin
Product: splicing factor Cactin
Exons: 4
Coding region: 413-2638 (741 amino acids)
Biological process (GO): mRNA cis splicing, via spliceosome
Cellular component (GO): cytoplasm; spliceosomal complex
Molecular function (GO): protein binding
Source: RefSeq, a predicted model, not a curated record
CAGCCGGGUUGUCCGAUGUGCAAAUUUGUUGCACACGUUGUAAAAUUGUUUGCAAUUUUUAGAUUCGAUAAUUCAUUUGGCAAAUAUGUAUGAAUUGUUGUUUACUUUUUUAUUUUUAAAUUUUCUUAAAUAAAAUUUCAAGUUAAACCAUUGUGUUUAGUUUAUCAAAUGAAAUGUGCUAACAAAUUAACGAACAUUCACCACAUAAACUCACAAACACACCAUACAAAAGCCACCACAUCGAUAUCGGUGACAGUCACCGAAGAAGUUGACGUUUGCUUGGCUCUCAAUCAACAACAUCAAAACGUUUAUCCAUAUAUUCAUUUUCCACUUGGUAAAUGCGGAGAAACGACGUGUGUGUGCAGUGUCUUGAUUUUUUUUUCGUUGCUCAAGAAUAAACCAAACUCGGGAAAUGGGAAAGAAAAGCAAAAAGUCACAUAAAAAAUCAAGUAGAAGGUCUUCAUCGGCUAGUUCAUCAUCAUCAUCCGAUGUGAAAAGCCGCAGAAUGGAUGACUACAAAAAGUCAUCGUCAUCAAAAUCGCAUGCAGUUGAACGGAGUCAACAUCGUUCUCGUUCCAGAUCGCCGCAUCGUUCACGGGAUCAAUCCAAAAACCGUUCAAGAGAUCGAACCAGAGACGAUUCCCGCGGUCGUUUGGAAAAACAUUCACGCGACCGAUCGAGAGGUCGUUCCAGGGAUAAAUCCAAGAAGAAAGACAAAAAGGAGAAAAAAUCGCAUAAGAAAAAAUCCAAACGAUCAUCAUCAACCGAUAGCAAUAGUUCGGCCUCAAGUUCAAGUUCGUUAAAAUUGUUGCAAAAAUUGGAAACAAAGCGAAUACAAGAGGUAUUGGAGCGGAAAAAGCAAAAAGAGCUAAUGAAACAAAUGGAAACGCCGGAGGAGAAGCGAGCCCGUCGUUUGAAAGAGAAACAGGCGAAGGAGCUCAAACGAAGGGAACGAAUGGGUUGGGAUACCGAGUAUCAGCACUACACAAACGAAGACAAUCCAUUCGGUGAUGCGAAUUUGACGUCAACAUUCAUGUGGAAGAAGAAAUUGGAGCAAAAAGGCCUGGACAAUUUGCGCGAAGAAGAAGUCGAAAUAAUCAAUCGUCAAAAACAACUGGAAAACAAGGCCGAAUUGGAAAAAGUGAAGAAAAGGCGUCAAGAACGUGAAUUGGAGCAGCAGAGACGGGAAGAAGAGAUGGCUGAAAUGCAGCGUUCACGUGAAGCCGCACAGUUCGAAGAAUGGGAGCGACAAGAGGACCAAUUCCAUUUGGAACAGGCUCGUUUGCGUAGUAAAAUUCGAAUUCAAGACGGUCGAGCCAAGCCAAUCGAUUUACUCGCUCAAUAUGUGUUGUCGACACAAAAUUUGGAGGAAACAAUUGAAAUGCAAAUGCACGAACCGUACACCUAUUUGAAUGGCUUAAGCAUUGAAGAUUUGGAGGAUUUACUGGAAGAUAUUCGAAUUUACAUGGAAAUGGAUAAAAGUGGUGAGAACGCCGGCUAUUGGGAAGAUUUAAUCAUCAUUGCCAGCGAUGAGCUGCAAAAAUUGCAAAAAAUGGAGCUGGGAAAUGAAUAUAAUGCCACAUUGGGUAAUCGUGAAGGGAUCAAUCAAAGUGUUGCUCGCGAUGUGACGUCGUUGUUUCAGGGCAAAACUGCGAAUCAACUGGAUGAGCUGAAGAUCAAAAUCGAAUCAAAAAUCAAUAGCAAGAGUGACGGUGUGGAUAUUGGAUACUGGGAAAGCCUAUUAUCACAGUUGAAAGCACACAUGGCCAGGGCUCGAUUACGUGAUAGACAUCAAGAGAGUCUGAGAAGUAAGUUGGCAUUAUUGAAACGUGAACAAGUCGAAAUAGAUGAGCAAAUGCAAGAUGAAUCCGGCAAUGGUGAGCCGUCUACAUCAGCAAUUAAGCGAGAGACUAGCGAUAAUGACCACGAUGAAAAUAGCCAAGAUAUGGACGAUGACGAUAGAGAAGCCAUGGAUUUGCUAUCCGAUUGCUUUGCACUCUACAAUAAAGGCAAUUACUCACCCGAAUAUUUACGUGAAGAAGAUAUUGAUUCCCAUAUUCGAGUCAUUGACGAUGAUCAGCUUGAAGGGAAUAUUGAAAAGGUACGGAAUCGUGUGUUAAACCGUGGUGAUGAUGAUGAAGAAGACUUUGCCACCAAAGAGGAGAUUCGAUUGGCCAAACAUUGCAGAGAUGCACUGGGAACGAGCAAUGAAGAAGCCGAAUUCUCCGUUGAAACCAAACUCGACAACGAAGUGUACUUAUGGAGCGACAAAUAUCGACCGCGCAAACCAAGAUACUUCAAUCGUGUGCACACUGGUUUCGAAUGGAAUAAAUACAAUCAAACUCACUACGAUAUGGAUAAUCCACCACCGAAAAUCGUACAAGGCUACAAAUUCAACAUUUUCUAUCCGGAUUUGAUUGACAAAAGUUCAACGCCACAAUAUUUCUUGACACCAUGUCCUGACAACAAAGACUUUGCCGUAUUGCGAUUCCAUUCCGGGCCACCGUACGAAGAUCUGGCAUUCAAAAUUGUAAAUCGUGAAUGGGAGUUCAGUUAUAAACGCGGUUUUCGAUGUCAAUUCCACAACAAUAUAUUUCAAUUGUGGUUCCACUUCAAACGUUAUCGAUACCGGCGCUAAACACAGUACCUCAUCCAAAAUUCAUACGCAGAUGUGUUUAUUUUUAUCAAUCGUCCGAGUUACUAGGAUUAGUUAUUUGUUGGAAAUGAACGUAGAACAAAAGCCAAUUCUAUAAAUACUAAUAAAAUUAUUUUAAGACCUGAACCAAAA